This is a messenger RNA of Aureobasidium vineae, 1203 nucleotides long. Lineage: Eukaryota; Fungi; Ascomycota; Dothideomycetes; Dothideales; Saccotheciaceae. The record is from the annotation of a GenBank genome assembly.
AUGGCAAACACUUUCUCGCUCGAGGGCAGAGCCCUGAAACUCGACUCGGCCGCCGACAUGGACAAACACAUUGCCGAUCUCAAGUCCAACAACGACGUCGAGGAGGUCAUUUUCGUGGGAAAUACCCUGGGUGUCGAGGCUUGUCAAGCCCUGGCGAAAGUGCUCGAGACCAAGAAGAAGCUCAGGAUCCCUGAUGCUCUGACCCACCUGCUCACCUCCCUGCUCGCCCUCCCCGAACUCCACACUGUCAAUCUCUCCGACAAUGCCUUCGGCCUCAACACCGUCGCUCCCUUGCAGCCUUUCCUCUCGCAGCACGUGCCUCUGCAGCACCUGAUUUUGAACAAUAAUGGCCUCGGUCCUUCUGCCGGAACCCUUGUCGCAGAAGCUCUUACCACCCUCGCCCAAAAGAAAGACCAAGCUCGCAAGGAUGGCAAGACAGUGCCUGAUCUUGAGACCGUCAUCUGCGGUCGCAACAGACUGGAGAAUGGCUCCAUGAACGCUUGGGUCCAAGCAUACUCGGCCAACAGCAAGAUCAAGACUAUCCGCAUGGUUCAGAACGGUAUCCGUCAAGAAGGCAUUUCGGCCCUGUUGCAGAACGGUCUGAGCAAGUGCAGUGCUCUCGAGGUCCUGGAUCUGCAAGACAACACCUUCACCGCCAUGGGUGGUCGUGCCCUCGCCGAUGUCAUUGCAAACUGGUCCGUUAUCAAGGAGCUCGGUGUCGGGGACUGCCUGCUCAGCGCUCGUGGUGCAGUCAUGCUCGCAGAAGCCCUCAAGCCUGGCAAGAACAAGACUCUUCACACACUUCGCCUGCAGUACAACGAGAUUGACGCAAAGGGCGUGGAAGCUCUUUGCAAGGUUGCACAGACUGACGCUCUUCCUGCUUUGCAGCGUGUUGAGCUGAAUGGCAACAAGUUCUCUGAGGAAGACUCCAACGUUGAGGCUGUGAAGACUAUGCUCGAUGAGCGUAGAGAAGAGAACGCCCCAGAUGCUGACGAGGACGACGAAACCUGGGGUAUCGACGAGCUCGACGACCUGGAAGAGGAUAGUGAUGACGAAGAUGAGGAUCAAGACGACGAUGAAGACGCCGAGGAAGAGCGCGUGAUUAAGCAGGCCGACCAAGCCGAGUCAGAAAACGUCGCUCAAGAGAAGGACAACUCAGUUGACGAGCUCGCGGAUCUUAUGGGUAAGACGGAGCUCAAGUAG